GAACACGGCAUUAACGCUGUAAUGAUUUUAUUUAAUGUUUUUCCAAUUUGAUUAUUACAUCUGGAAACCAUUUUUUGGUACGCGGAAUUCACAUGUUGUAGGACGAUUGGCCAACCCAAAUCUCUCAUCUUCGUUUCCUUUUCUUCCUCUUGGGUUUUGAUUACCCGUGUUAAGCUUUUAAUGGGGAGCUAGCUAGGCGGUGUUUUGUUUUAUGAAGCUGUUUUUUGGAAGCAGUUUUUGUGUUUUAUAAAAACAGAAUAAGAAGAAGAAGAAGAGGAAGAAGAAGAAGCAUAGGAAUUUUUUAAAAAAGUGGGGAGCUCGAGGAAACUUCUGUGUUGAUCGAAUAUUUAAUGGACUUGUUGGCAUUAGUAGACGCGUGGAGAUGAAAUCAGAUUAAAUCGGAAUCACUUGCAUUGUGAGGCUUUCUUCAGAUUCAAUUGCUGGUUUUGUAUCUAAGACAUUUUUGUGAAGAUCGGCCAUGAGAUUUGCAUUAUAAAGAGGAUUUGGGUUUGAGGAUUGGUAGUGUUGAAGUAUGGCAUCGAAGUCCUUCAAACCAACCCAAUCAUCGUUAUCGAAUAGUUCAGAUGCGUCUGAUGUGCAUCACAGUAAGCCCCCCCUGCCUCCCACAGUCACAUUUGGCAGGAGAACCUCAUCGGGUCGUUACAUAAGCUACUCAAGAGAUGAUCUUGAUAGUGAACUUGCAAAUACUGACUAUAUGGUGCACCUACCGCCCACACCCGACAACCAGCCAAUGCAGGGAAAUGGGGAUCCUACAAUGUCAGAGAGGGUUGAAGAGCAAUUUGUGUCAAAUUCACUUUUUACGGGUGGAUCCCACUGCAUACCGCGUGCUCAUCUCAUGAACAGGGUGAUUGAAUCCCACCCGAGUCAUCCGCAAAUGGCUGGUAUGAAAGGAUCUCAUUGUGCAGUUCCAGGGUGCGACGGGAGAGUAAUGAGUGAUGAACGAGGCAAUGACAUUAUCCCUUGUGAAUGUGACUACAAAAUAUGUAGGGAUUGUUAUUUGGAUGCAGUUAAAACAGGUGAUGGUUUGUGUCCGGGAUGUAAAGAGCCCUACAAGGCCACAGAUUUGGAUGAAAAGGCAGUGGACAACACCCGGAAUCUCCCGAUGUUACCACCUGCUGGGAUGUCCAAAAUGGAGAGAAGGUUGUCUUUGAUGAAGUCAACAAAGUCAGGGCUGAUGAGAAGCCAGACUGGGGAUUUUGAUCACACCCGGUGGUUGUUUGAAACAAGGGGGACAUAUGGAUAUGGGAAUGCUAUAUGGCCAAAGGAAGGAAGUCUUGGGAAUGACAAAGAUGAUGGGGUUGUUGAGCCGAUGGAAUUGAUGAACAAACCAUGGAGACCACUCACUCGAAAACUAAAUAUACCAGCUGCUGUUCUCAGCCCAUACCGGCUUCUAAUAUUUAUUAGGAUGGUCGCUCUUGGGCUGCUCUUGGUGUGGAGGGUUAAGCACCCUAACAAUGAUGCAGUCUGGCUAUGGGGGAUGUCUGUAGUUUGCGAAAUCUGGUUUGCCUUUUCUUGGCUGCUUGACCAACUGCCUAAACUCUGUCCUGUUAAUCGUUCUGCCGACCUCAGUGUCUUGAAAGAGAAGUUUGAAACACCUUUUAUGGAAAACAAUGAAAAAUCAGAUCUCCCAGGCAUAGAUGUCUUUGUGUCCACUGCAGAUCCAGAGAAGGAGCCACCACUUGUCACCGCAAACACCAUCUUGUCUAUUUUAGCCUCCGAUUAUCCAGUUGAAAAGCUUGCUUGCUAUGUUUCUGACGAUGGAGGUGCACUUCUAACCUUUGAAGCCAUGGCUGAAGCUGCUAGUUUUUCCAAUUUAUGGGUGCCUUUUUGCCGUAAACAUGGCAUUGAGCCCCGAAAUCCUGAUUCUUAUUUCAAUUUGAAGAGGGAUCCUUACAAGAACAAAAUAAAGACAGAUUUUGUCAAGGAUCGUAGGCGGGUAAAGCGUGAGUAUGAUGAGUUCAAGAUCCGGAUCAAUGGCCUGCCUGAGUCUAUCCGACGCCGGUCUGACGCCUAUCAUGCCCGUGAGGAAAUCAGGGCUAUGAAGCUUCAGAGGCAGAACAAACAUGAUGAUGAACCUAUGGAGGUUGUGAAGAUCCCAAAAGCUACGUGGAUGGCUGAUGGAACUCACUGGCCAGGAACUUGGUUGAAUCCAGCUCCUGAGCACUCUAAGGGUGAUCAUGCUGCAAUAAUACAGGUGAUGUUGAAACCUCCAAGUGAUGACCCACUGCAUGGCACUGUUGAUGAUUCCAAUCUGAUUGACCUUACUAAUGUUGAUAUCCGUCUCCCCUUGCUUGUUUAUGUUUCCCGUGAGAAGCGUCCUGGCUAUGAUCACAACAAGAAGGCAGGGGCCAUGAAUGCCCUGGUUCGAGCCUCUGCCAUUAUGUCUAAUGGCCCCUUCAUUCUCAAUCUUGACUGUGACCACUACAUCUACAACUCGGAGGCCAUGAGAGAAGGCAUGUGUUUCAUGAUGGAUCGAGGUGGGGAUCGCAUUUGCUAUGUCCAGUUCCCUCAGAGGUUUGAGGGAAUAGACCCGUCAGAUCGAUAUGCUAAUCACAACACUGUUUUCUUUGAUGUCAACAUGCGUGCCCUUGAUGGGCUUCAGGGCCCAGUUUAUGUUGGAACUGGGUGCCUCUUUCGAAGGAUGGCCCUUUAUGGUUUUGACCCUCCUCGAUCAAAAGAACGUUCCCCUGGUCUGUUUGAUUGUUGCUUUUCCCGUCGCAAAAAGAAUGGCACUGUUGUUCACACCCAUGAAGAGAAUAGGGCCCUGAGAAUGGGUGACUCUGAUGAUGACGAUUUUAACCUCCCAUUGCAACCCAAGAAGUUUGGGAACUCAAAUUUUUUCAUUGAUUCAAUCCCUGUGGCAGAGUUCCAAGGCCGUCCCCUUGCAGAUCAUCCAUCUGUAAAGAAUGGACGACCGCCCGGUGCUCUCACUAUUCCUCGGGCUCUGCUUGAUGCAUCAACUGUUGCAGAGGCAAUCAAUGCUGUUUCCUGCUGGUAUGAGGAUAAGACUGAGUGGGGACAUCGUGUAGGGUGGAUUUAUGGAUCUGUUACUGAAGACGUGGUCACAGGAUAUAGGAUGCACAACAGGGGAUGGAAAUCAGUUUAUUGCGUCACCAAGCGGGAUGCCUUUCGGGGGACUGCACCAAUCAAUCUCACAGAUAGACUCCAUCAAGUCCUUCGCUGGGCUACUGGCUCAGUUGAGAUAUUCUUCUCUCGCAACAAUGCCCUCCUGGCCACCCGUAAAAUGAAGAUUUUGCAGAGGAUAGCAUACCUCAAUGUUGGAAUCUACCCAUUUACCUCAAUAUUCUUGAUUGUGUAUUGCUUUCUUCCUGCCCUUUCCCUCUUCUCUGGCCAGUUCAUUGUCCAGACCCUCAAUGUCACUUUCCUUGUUUAUCUCUUAAUCAUCACGGUUACUCUCUGUACACUUGCUGUACUGGAGGUCAAGUGGUCAGGUAUUGAGCUAGAGGAGUGGUGGCGGAAUGAGCAAUUUUGGUUGAUUGGAGGCACCAGUGCGCACCUUGCUGCUGUGCUUCAGGGUCUUCUGAAAGUCAUUGCUGGGAUUGAAAUAUCUUUUACUUUGACAUCAAAAUCAGCUGGUGAUGACCUUGAUGAUGAGUUUGCUGAUCUUUACAUCUUCAAAUGGACAUCUCUGAUGAUCCCACCAAUCACAAUUAUGAUGGUUAACUUAAUUGCAAUAGCAGUUGGGUUUAGCCGAACAAUAUACAGCACUAUACCACAGUGGAGUCGUCUGAUUGGUGGUGUUUUCUUUAGUUUCUGGGUUUUGGCACAUCUUUACCCUUUUGCUAAAGGUUUGAUGGGAAGACGAGGGAGGACACCGACCAUUGUUUUUGUCUGGUCAGGACUUAUUGCAAUCACCAUUUCUCUCCUCUGGGUGGCAAUCAGUCCUCCAUCAGGUACCAAUCAAAUUGGAGGCUCAUUCCAGUUUCCCUGAUAGAUAUACAUAUUUUUUUCUCAUUCAAGAAGGUUCUGCUUUGGAAAUUCUUGUUAUUAUUUUUUUUCCUCAACAAUCUGUUGAACAAACUAAAUAUGCUUUUAUAGCUUGUGCACAAAUUCAAUUAGUAGUAGCUGUGUUUUUUAGCAGUUUGGGAAAGAAAGUGGGGGUGAGAGAACAAAGAAUAUUGUAUCCUGUUGACAUUUAUUUCUUUACUUUUUUCAAUAAUUGUUAAAUGGAUUCAAAA
Messenger RNA from Malania oleifera, 4220 nucleotides. RefSeq names its product cellulose synthase-like protein D3. The record is from RefSeq and is a predicted model, not a curated record. The transcript has 5 exons. Gene Ontology annotation, biological process: cellulose biosynthetic process; plant-type primary cell wall biogenesis. NCBI's taxonomy places the organism in Eukaryota, Viridiplantae, Streptophyta, Magnoliopsida, Santalales, Ximeniaceae. Gene Ontology annotation, cellular component: trans-Golgi network; plasma membrane. Gene Ontology annotation, molecular function: cellulose synthase (UDP-forming) activity; mannan synthase activity. Bases 533 to 3973 code for a protein of 1146 amino acids.